CUCUUCAAUCCCACCUACUUUUGUCUCCUUCUUCAGAUAAAUUGUCAUCAUUUUUCUCUCUCUUUACAUCACCCAAGUCUUCAUAUUAUUUAAUUAGUAUUUACCGUGAAAACCUGAAACCCGAUUGUAGCAUUGAUGGUGAGAUAUUCACACCUUGAUUUGCAGCAAUCAUGUUAACUGUGGCAAUUUAUUUAAAAUUUGCUUUCUUUCUUUCACUAAUAUUAUUAACCCAAUCUCGUCCUCCUUGGUCAAAAUUGAAUCAAAAAUGUGGCUACGAAUUUUGCCCUCACCUCGAACCCGACAUGAUAAAUGUUCAUCUGGUUUCCCAUACGCACAAUGAUGUCGGUUGGUUGAAAACUUAUGAGCAAUAUUAUUGGGGAAUGAAAACUGAUACUCAAAGAGCCGGAGUUCAAUAUAUCCUCAACUCUGUGAUUCCUGAACUCGCCAAAGAUCCCAAAAAACGAUUUAUUUACGUUGAAUCGGCAUUCUUUUGGCGCUGGUGGACUCACCAAGACGAGGAAAUGCAAAACCUAGUCAAACAACUGGUUAACCAAGGUCGAUUGGAGUUCAUUGGUGGUGGUUGGAGCAUGAAUGAUGAAGCAGCUACUCAUUACAGUCCAAUCGUUGAUCAAAUGAGUUAUGGACAUCGAUUUUUGGCUUCAACUUUCGGUAAAUGUGGUAUUCCCCGAGUGGCUUGGCAAAUUGAUCCAUUUGGACAUUCAAGAGAACAGGCCUCUCUAUUUGCUCAAAUGUAUUUUGAUGGUCUAUUUUUUGGUCGUCUCGAUAUGUAUGAUAAAAAACAAAGAGAAUCAGAUAAAACUAUGGAAAUGGUUUGGUCAGGAUCAGAUGAUCUCGGUGAAAAGUCUCACCUUUUCACUGGAGUCCUUCCAAACGGCUACAAUCCUCCUGAUGGAUUUUGUUUCGAUGAUACUUGUUCCGAUGAACCAAUCGUAGAUGAUCCAGCAUCAAGAGAAUACAAUGUUCCUCGUAAAGUUGCCGAUUUUAUUGAAGUAAUCCGAAACCAAGCAGCUCAUUACGCCACCAACAACAUAAUCCUAACAAUGGGAAGCGACUUCCAGUAUCAAAACGCUCCUAUCUGGUUCAACAAUUUGGAUAAAUUAAUUGCUGCCAUGGAAGCUGAGAAAAAGAAUGGAUUAAAGAUAAAUGUCUUCUACUCAACUCCAUCAUGUUAUCUCUACAGUCUAUACCAAGCUAACAGAACCUGGACAUUGAAGACGGAUGACUUUUUCCCUUAUGGCUCUACUGACCAUUCAUUUUGGGGUGGCUUUUACACCAGUCGACCAGCUAUCAAACGCUAUGAAAGAGUUUCAAAUAAUGUAUUUCAAGCAAUCAAGCAACUUCAUGCUGCAUCUAAUUUAACUGAUGAAAAAACAUUUGAUGCUGUGGACAAUUUUCAUAGAGCAAUGGGAAUCCUUCAACAUCAUGACGCCGUCACAGGAACUGAAAAACAAUUGGUUGCCUUUGAUUAUGCUUACAUCCUCAAUGAUGCCAUUGAAAAAUCUAUGGAUUUAAUGAAUCGAGCAUUACAAUUUAUCUCGUCUAAAGACAAGUCAAGCCAAUCCAAUAGCGACCCACAAUACACACUAUGUCUUGGACUAAACAUUAGCCAAUGCGAAGUAGUCGAGUCAAAUGAUAAAGUAUUGGUUACACUUUACAAUCCAUAUGCACAUGAAUAUGAUUUUAAAGUUAGGAUUCCAUGGCAAGAAUCAAAUUAUAAAGUUACCGGACCAAAUGGUGAAUCUUUAAAUGCGACAAUUAUUCCAAUUCCUGGAUUUAUGCAAGAUUUUCCUGAAAGAAAAAGCUCAGCAACUCAUGAAUUACUUUUUAAAGCCACGUUACCUGCACUCGGAUUUGCUUCAUAUUUUGUUGAAAAAGUGUCAUCAAAUAAGCCAACUCCUAAACUCGAGACAAUCUUGCCUUUAACAACAUCAGAAGCACCAAUAACAGCCCAAGGAAAAGGUUUCUCGGCCUCUUUUGAUCCAUCGACUGGAUCAAUCCAAUCUGUUUCACUAGCAAAUGGUAAAGUAGUCAAGCUGCGCCAAAAAUACCAAUGGUAUGCUGGAUAUGAUACACCUAAGGAACCUCCAUCAGGAGCUUAUCUUUUCCGUCCAAAAGGACCAGCUUCAGGAUUUCCCGAUCAGCCAACAUAUCAAAUCUUCAAUUCACCUGAUUGUUUUGAGGUUCAUCAAAACAUUUCCGAUUACGUUUCUCAAACUAUGCGAAUCUAUCCUGAUGAUCCAUUCAUUGAGUUUGACUUCAAAGUCGGACCAAUACCUGUUGCUGAUAAAGUGGGUAAAGAAAUAAUUAGUCUGUUCCAAACUGAUUUAAAGACAAACAAAGUGUUUUACACUGACUCUAAUGGACGUCAAAUGAUGAAGCGAGUCAAGGAUUUCAGGCCAACAUGGAAGUAUAAAGUUAUUGAACCUAUUGCUGGCAAUUACUAUCCAAUUAACAGUCGAAUCAGUUUGAAAGAUGAAGAUGAAGAUCUGCAACUUGUUGUAUUGACUGAUCGUAGUCAAGGUGGUGCCAGUUUGAAUGAUGGUGAACUUGAAAUAAUGCUUCAUCGUCGACUACUUCAUGAUGAUAGCUUAGGUGUUGAUGAGGCUCUCAAUGAACCUGGUGUUGAUGGUAGAGGCUUGAUUAUCAGAGGUAAACAUUAUGUUUUAAUAUCGGAUAUUAAAUCAUCAAAUAUACUUCAUCGAGAAAAAGGAAUGCAACUCUACAUGGCUCCAGUGGUGGCUUUUGCUCCUAUCAGUUCAUUUGAUGAUUAUCGAGCCAAUCAUAAAACAAUUUACUCAUUUUUGCAACGAGCUCUACCGCCUAAUGUACAUUUACUAACAUUGGAGCAUCUUAAUCUUAAUAAUUGGUUGGUUCGAUUAGAGCAUUUCUAUCAAUCAAAUGAAGAUCCAGAUGGACUUUCAAAAUCAGUUAGAAUUGAUUUCCGUGGUUUAUUCAAUACUAAAUCAGUUCAUGGUGUUAAGGAGACAAUUAUAACUGCAACUCAAUAUCAUUCUGAGGCAAGAAGAUUAACCUGGAAAACAAAGGAUAGCCAAUCGACUCGUGAAAUUGAGACUGAAAUCGGCAAUGAAGUUCAUGAUUUUGUUGUGACACUUAAGCCAAUGCAAAUCCGAACUUUCUUGUUGAGAUUAGAUGAUUGAUUAAACUCAAUCAAACUUUGAUUAUUAUGACAAUUAUGACAAUCAACAUAUAAAAUAAACUUAAAUUUUUUCUUAAACUUAA
This is a messenger RNA of Tetranychus urticae (two-spotted spider mite), 3261 nucleotides long. Its product is annotated as lysosomal alpha-mannosidase. The record is from RefSeq and is a predicted model, not a curated record. Gene Ontology annotation, cellular component: lysosome. Gene Ontology annotation, biological process: mannose metabolic process. Gene Ontology annotation, molecular function: alpha-mannosidase activity; carbohydrate binding. Lineage: Eukaryota; Metazoa; Arthropoda; Arachnida; Trombidiformes; Tetranychidae.